Messenger RNA from Aspergillus piperis CBS 112811, 1260 nucleotides. RefSeq lists its product as uncharacterized. The transcript has a single exon. Bases 199 to 852 code for a protein of 217 amino acids. The record is from RefSeq and is a predicted model, not a curated record. Lineage: Eukaryota; Fungi; Ascomycota; Eurotiomycetes; Eurotiales; Aspergillaceae.
UGUGAUAUUCUUCGACCCUUUCUGCUAUAAGAUGGUGGCGUAUGCUCUUCGUUCGGAGGUUCCAUUCUUCAUCACAAGGCCGCAAUCCAUAAUCCACUCUUCAUCCUACAAGAAACCGACCUCUGUAUAUCUAUAUUGAAAAUUCUCACUGAUAGAGCAACUGUUAAUAUCAUUAUACUACCACCCCCGCUGUUCGAAAUGCCUUUUUCUUCCAAGUCUUCCAAGUCCUCCAGGAGCAGCUCUCUCUCUAGCAAUGCUAGCCAGGGUAGUGAGAAAACGCACACUUUGAGCGUUAACAUCUACGGAAGAGGUGAUCCGGCCAUGAACGACCCUCCUGCCCACUGGGGGGCCAUGAUUCAUAAAACCGGUGAACAAUCUGGUGACCUCUACCAUGUCCGCAAGAACGAAGACUUCUACUACCAUCCCCAACAACGUCCUGUGGAGUCAACUACCACCUACGGCAGAAGCGACAUCACCCGGCUGUCCAACUCUGGCAGAGUGCGGGCCGCGCAGGUGCUGGAUUCCUACGGUAACAACAAUUCGAACUUGCCCCGAGGAAACCAAAAUUGCCAAGAUUGGACUGUUGGGGCUCUAGGCUCACUUGAACGACAGAACCUUGCCCCAAAGGGAACAGAGAGGUAUUGGAAAGGAAAUAUUGGGAAGGCAUCCGAAGAUAUCGGAGCCCAGUUGACAAAAGAUGGCAUGUCUUGGGUCCCCAAGUCGAACGUGCAGCCACCCCGUCAGGCGCCCGCUGAUGCGACGUUCGGCCAGAGCCAGAAAGUCAGGCCCGUAGGCCGGCUGAAUCUCGACAAAUUCGCCAAUCUGAGUGGUGGAGUGAAAAAGCGUACUUAGCCCUUCACACUAAGACAUCUGUCACGCGGAAACUACGUUGACAAAGCUUUCUUUCGCUCCCAUGGUGUGGUUAUGUGCUUCUUUCGCUAUUCUCUCGUGUUUUCUUUCCCUUUUCUGGCUUAACGCUUCCUUUACGCAUGCAUUUCUUUUGUAUUUAGACUAUAUGUCGAUUCAUGUAUAACCUCCAAUCUCUUGCACCUUGCAUCCAUGUUAUGUUAUAUUUAGGUUUACUUCAAUAUGUUUACAUGUGUCAUUCAAACAGAUUUCCGCUCCGAGCUGAACUUAUAGUACUACUAUAAUUGGAGCCGGCCAGGGAAAAGAAGGUGGAGCCAAACAUUGUAUUCCCUAAGGAGCUAUGCCUUACCUCUUAAGACACUAAUUCAUAAUAUACCUCGUCGUCAUCACACA